CUAGGGUGGGUGGCCGAAGCCAAGGCCGGGAGUUGGGCAGCCUCCCGACGGGAGACUAUGGCGAUCGGUGAGCUGUCGCCUGGCUCCAUCGCCACCAAUCUGAGCGUUCCGGUCGGAACUGCCGGCCGUCCGCGCGGCUGCGAGAAUGGCGCCCUGAUGGGUAACUUCGGCAUGUUCAUCCAGGGCUUACUCGGAGUGGUGGCCUUCAGCCUCUUGAUGUUGAAACGUUUUCGAGAGCCAAAGUACGAGAGGCGUCCGUGGAAGAUAUGGUUUUUGGAUACCUCAAAGCAAGCAAUUGGCAUGCUGUUCAUCCACUUUGCCAAUGUUUACUUGUCAGACCUGACUGAAGAGGACCCAUGUUCACUGUAUCUGAUAAAUUUCCUUCUGGAUGCCACACUUGGUAUGCUCCUGAUCUAUGCUGGAGUGCGAACAGUAGGUGCCCUAGUUGAAUGGCAACGUUGGGAUUCUCUUCGUUUUGGAGAGUAUGGAGAUCCACUGGAAUGCAGUGCUUGGGUCGGACAGUGUGCACUUUACCUAUUGAUUAUGAUGUUGGAGAAGACCGUGGUGAUUAUUGUGCUGCUUUUACCUCAGUGGAAGAAGGUGGCUCUACUCAAUCCAAUCCAGAACCCACAGCUGGAACUGGCAAUUGUGAUGCUGAUCGUCCCUUUUUUUGUCAACGCAUUAAUGUUUUGGGUGGUGGAUAAUUUUUUAAUGAGGAAAGGGAAAACUAAAGCUAAACUGGAAGGAGAAGGUGGAGAGGACGAAUCUCGAAGCAGCAGCAAAGUCCGAUACAGAAGAGCGGCGUCACAUGAGGAGUCCGAGUCUGAGAUUCUCAUUUCAGCCGACGAUGAGUUGGAUGAAUCUGAAGCUGACGAAGAAUUUAGGAGACUGACAAACAUAAAGCCUAUUAAAAAGAAAUUACGAUUCGGAGGCCUCCCUGUAUGACCCAGAAUGAGCCCGGUGCUUUGUAUCUCAGAGUUAUGAGGAGAGUCACACUAUCACAAGGGAUCUUUUCCUGUCGUUUUCUACACUGUGAAAAUGGGCUGCACAUCGUGUGUAGAGCAGCACGGGGACCUGAAUGAUGAUUCGGCUGAGGUCGAGCUGCUCCUGCUCGUGACCUCAGCUCUCCACUUUGCCCUGAUUCCAAGCAUUGGUGAUCAAAGUCAGACUGAAAAUGUACUGGACCAUUGGGUGUAGGAGAACAAUUUUCUUUCAGCACAUCAUAUUUUAGUUCUUUGUUUUAAGUUAUUAAAUCUGUAUCUUUAACAUAUUGAGCAAGACUCUAAAUUUUCAUCUCUCAAAGACGAUAGUAUCUGUAUAUAUAUGGCACAAUGUGCUUAUAAAAUGGAAUUCUGUCAAGAGAAAAAUUUGGCAAUUACCAAAUCAAAAAUGCUGGAACAAAUAUUUGUAGUAGAAGAGCAUGAAUAUGGUAAAUGAAUUAUACAUUCACUGUUGCUGUCUUCUGAACGUCCUGUAUUCUCCAUCCAUUCUCUCAGCCUACCCCCCCCAACUUCUUCAUCCUCCUCCAAUCACCCACUUUUCCAUCCCUCCUCCACAACUCCGUACCCCAAUCACUAUUCCCCUUCUAUACUAGACCACUUUAUUACAGGAUGAGAAUUUUUGCUACAUUUAUGAAGUGUUUUGUAUUUUUGGAUGGGUAUGAGGCUAGUAGUGACAUUGGUUUUUGUCAGUUGAAUUAAGUGGCAUUUUGCCGCAUAAUUAUCAAUGGACUGCAAAGAUCACCAAAAGCAUUAAAGGGCAAUUACACAUUAAUGUCUGACAUAGUCAAUAUCCCGUAGAUAUUUGUAAAGGUAUUCCCAGUCUAAUCCAUGCCAGUUUUGGCAGAACAACUUAAUUGAUUAGUGACAGUUUAUCAAAUCUUCUUGUUCAAUAUUAAGAUCUGAAUGUAUAAUUGUUAUUUUAAAAAAAAACCUUAACAGAAACAUCCCUAUCAAUAUUUUGUGUAAGUAGGCAUGGAAGGGUACAAGCAGUGCGGCACUUUUUGAAACAGGGUGUUUUACUAUAUCUGUCCUGGAUGGGUUUUCUGGGUUUGUGUACUGAAGACAGUGUUCUAUAUCUGAUCUGUACUGGGUUAUUGUACUGAAGUCAGUGCUCUGUAUCUGAUAUAUACUGGGUUAGUGUACUGAAGACUAUGCUCUAUGUCUGAUUGGGACUAGGUUAGUGUACUGAAAACAGUGCUGUGUAUCUGAUUGGUUCCCUGCACCGCCCCCCCCCCACCCUGACUUUGGAAUGUUUAAUGUUGUUGCUGGGCACCUGAGUUGAUGUUCCAGUUCUAACAGGGAUGUCACUCAAAUUAAGAAUAUUAACUUAAUUGUACAUAGAAAUCACAAGAUAAAUUUCAAAAAACUGUUAGCUCUGUUGAAGGAUAAUGGGAUUUAUGAGUGGUUUAAAAGAUUCCUUCAUAGUUUAUUGAAAAUGGGAUUCAGUUCCAGUGACACACCAGUGACGUACAUUGUGAUUCCUUCACGGUGAAACUAUUACCAAGUCCUUAUCCUUCACUGAUUGAUCCACCCCUCUCCUCAGCUAACCAGGAUACACCCAUUGUCUUUUCCUGCAACCAGCUUGAAAUCUUUAACCUUAAUGAUCUAAAAGCUAUUUUUUAAAUUUAAAAUUAACCUUUCACUUGGAUUUCAGAAAUUGGAUGACAAUGAAUUUAGAGAAUGAUUUGGCUAUUUGUAUUAUGGUUAAAACUAAAGCUUGUAUCAAAGGCGUGGCAACAAGUUCAAGAUGGUGGAGAGGGGGAUUCUGAGAGUAAAGUGUAACGGUGGGUAGAGAACCCUGGUUCUGCAGUAAUGACGGAAAUGCAGGAGAGAUGGUCAAGGACAGCGAAGGAGAUGCAUUGUUGGAGGGAGAAAGCUGGAUGUGAGAGGAAGAAAAGGCACACUGGUGCUGCUGAACAGGUAAGGAAAAAGCUGAGGGUGUCGGAUGCUCUGUGGAGUAGUGGUGAUUUGGGAGGAUGUUGGCAGUGGCAAUGCCUAGGAUGACUGACAAGAAUUUGAUAGGAGGCUGACGCUUUCUUUGAUCCAUAUCAAGGUGAUUCAUCAAAGUUGCUGGUGAACGCAGCAGGCCAGGCAGCAUC
Molecule: messenger RNA, 3100 nt
Organism: Mobula hypostoma (lesser devil ray)
Lineage: Eukaryota; Metazoa; Chordata; Chondrichthyes; Myliobatiformes; Myliobatidae
Gene: stimate
Product: STIM activating enhance
Exons: 8
Coding region: 58-945 (295 amino acids)
Biological process (GO): activation of store-operated calcium channel activity
Cellular component (GO): membrane; cortical endoplasmic reticulum
Molecular function (GO): calcium channel regulator activity
Source: RefSeq, a predicted model, not a curated record